Salvia splendens (bonfire salvia) is the source of this 1070-nucleotide messenger RNA. RefSeq lists its product as uncharacterized. The record is from RefSeq and is a predicted model, not a curated record. The coding region runs from base 544 to 948 and encodes 134 amino acids. The transcript has 2 exons. NCBI's taxonomy places the organism in Eukaryota, Viridiplantae, Streptophyta, Magnoliopsida, Lamiales, Lamiaceae.
CUUUGUGAGUGAAUUAGCAGCAGUGAGAAAUCCCACCAUGCAGACUAGAUGGACGCAGGUGCAGACAGAAGUGGUGGUAUCAGACAUAACUUUCCAUAUCUUUUACAUCAAAUGUUUAUGUUUAGGGUUGCAAUUCAAAAUUUUAUAACCUAUAUAUAUAUAUAUAUAGUCUCUUUUUGCGUCUUCGAUUACUAAUCAAUAAUCAUAUAGAGAGGAGGAUGAAGGGUGUGUGGGAGAAACGAUAUGAGCGGUGUCUCAUCUGCGUAACUCCAGAAUUUGCCACCGUAAACAGUCCCGCACCCCCCAAAACCCCAAUCGCUGGUUCUACACUUGCCCCCAUGUCUGUCCUCUCCUUUCAUUCUUCAUCUCCUUUUCCAAUUCUUCUUCAAUCAGCUUGUUGUUUUUCAGGACAAGAAGUUUAACAAGUGAGAAGACGACGUCAAGCCCCAUGAAUGGAUCCUCGUGCCUUACUGCGGCGGCUGCGGCGCCGGACUUUGCCGAGUCAAGAGGGUUAUUACCGGAUCCUCUCCGGGUGGUCGGAUCAUGUUCCUCUGCAGAAUCAAGGAGGGAGAAGGUUCUUGCGGAUAUAGAGUUUGGCAAGACGAGCUAGAAGCAAUGGAAGCUCGUGAGGUGGAGGAAAAGAAGAAGAUGGAAGCUGAGGCAGUAGAAGCCAUGAUCAACAACCAGAAUCAACUUAAUGUUUUGCGAGAGCAUAUCUCUUCUACCAAGGACCGGCUCUUCCAAAUCGAAGCCGAGGUGAGACUUUUGAAGCUUCAGCUAGAUAAAUUAUCUAAAAAUAAGGAGGUGUUGGAGGGCAAACAUUUGAUUGCAUCUAAGGAACUGGAACAGUCUCAGAAACUACUGGAAGAGAAGGAAGCGGAACAAAGUGCUGCAUUCGACAGAGCAAGAGCGUCGCUAGAGGAUAGAAUUGUACCUGCGUACAUCUAGUUCGUUUUCUUGUAUUGUAGUAUAUCCAACAUUCGAUAAUUAUUAGUACGUCUAAACUCUAAACCCUCUCUUUGUAAUAUAUAUCCAGUUCGCUUUCUUGUAAUAUAUCUAACAUUUGAUCA